AUGUCCGAUAGAUACAGGCCUCCAACCGGUCCUAAGGGAUCAAAAGGAACCCCCUCUGGUCCCAAAGGGAACUGGAAGAAUCAGAACUCAAACCAGUAUUUCAACGGACCUCUCCCCAAACGUUACAAAGAAAGAGACAACUACAGACCCAAUCUAAUCGACAAGCCAAAACUGGGGCCGUAUGGCUCUAAUACUCCGGAGAGACCAUCUGGCCCGUCGUACCGAGAAGGUCCGGGGCUGAAAAGACCUCACCCUGACGAUAGAUACAGCGGAGAAGGGCCUAAUAAGAAACGAGACUAUAGAAAGGAUGAUCAGAGAGAGUGGGAUUCUCGCGGUCCAAGAGAUAGACCUCAAGGUACUGCUCGGGACAAAGACUCUAGAAGCUCCACAGACUUGCGAGAAACACGCGAAUACCGAGGAGCUCGUGACCGUGACUUCAGAAAAGAUCCUAGAGACUUUCGGGACUCUCGUGCUAGAAACGAACCACGUCCACCUUCGACGCGGAGAGAUGCUGUUCUCGAUAAAGCUCCUAAAGGUCCAAGGUCGAGCGGGCUUCCUGAUGGAAAACAAAAGGAUCGUAAAAGAAACCCGCCUCCUCCAGCACCUAAGCCUGUUACAAAGCUUCGGCCUUCGCAGAUGUAUCUGUUAUACACCAGACGAAAUGCCGAGUUGUACCAACGAGUUCAGCAAGUGGGAGAAGGAACCUAUGGAAAGGUUUAUAAAGCGAAGAAUGAUAUCACAGGGGAAUUUGUUGCUCUAAAGAAGCUUAGAUUGGAAAGUGAAAGAGAAGGUUUCCCAAUCACGGCAAUGCGUGAAAUCAAGUUAUUACAGAGUUUCGAUCAUCCAAAUAUUGUCGGAUUACUAGAGAUGAUGGUGGAACAUAACCAAAUCUUCAUGGUAUUCGAUUACUUGGACCAUGACCUUACUGGUCUCUUAACGCAUCCUGAUUUGAAGCUCACGGAAGGGCACAGAAAAAUGAUAUUCAAACAAUUAAUGGAAGGCUUGAACUAUCUUCAUAAGAGGAGAGUGAUUCAUCGUGAUAUUAAAGGCUCUAAUAUUCUUUUGAAUGCUCAAGGUAUUCUCAAGAUUGCGGACUUUGGUUUGGCUCGGAAUAUGAAGGUAUUGGCACAAGGUGAAAGCCCGGACUAUACUAAUCGAGUCAUCACCAUCUGGUAUAGGCCACCAGAAUUAUUGUUGGGCUCUACGGACUACGGACGUGAGGUUGAUAUAUGGGGAGUUGGUUGUCUCUUAAUGGAGCUUUACACAAAGACAGCUACUUUUCAAGGAACGGAAGAAGUAUCGCAACUAUUCAAAAUAUUUGAAAUUAUGGGAACCCCGACGUUGGAAAGCUGGCCCAAUAUUGAGAACUUGCCGUGGUUUGAGAUGUUGAAACCUCGAAUUAAUAAAAAACCCACUUUCGAGGUUGAGUACAAGCCACUCAUGACCCCUGACAGUUUUGAUCUCGCGCAAAAGCUAUUAGAGCUAGUUCCAUCUAGAAGAUUGACAGCUGAGCAGGCCCUUGAACAUCAUUACUUUCACAACGAUCCCAAGCCAGAAGCGUUGACUUUUAUGGAGACCCUUGAAGGUGAAUGGCAUGAAUUCGAAACUAAGAAGAGAAGAAGAGAAGAAAGGAAGCGAUUACAGGGACUCAAAAAUGCAAAGGGGAAAGAAGCUUCUGUUCCUCCUACUCAGCCCAAGGCGCCUAACCCUUCGGACUUGCCGGACACUGCGCCACGGUCAAUGGCGGCAACGCCUUUUGAUGGCAGUAAGAGUGUAACAUACGGAAAUGAGAACGGAGAGGACGGGCCUGCAGACACGGUGAGACCUGAAACUGGAAGAAGUGACAAAGCUGAUGAUGUAAGUCCAUCGAUUUCAGAAGCUGCCGGCACUGAGGAUAAAGAGGCACCUGGUCAAGUCAAAGAAGACAAGCCUAUAGGAGUAGAGAAUGCUCAGGAGAAGAAAUCUGGUGAAGCAGCAGAGAUCACCACAGUGAAACAUACAGCAGCGGAGCCAACGGUACCGCCAGGUCCUUCCACAACCAAAGAUGUUUCCAGCGAACCGAAGGCACAAGAGAUCACAAAUUCCUCCAGUGUCUUGCAAUCACAAGAAGCAGAUGUCUCCAGACAAGUACGAGAAGCAGAGACGGCAAAUGAGCUGAAUGAACACGAAAGUGAGCCAGCACCAACCGCGGAAGUACAAGGUUCCAGUACUACAGAGUAA
Clavispora lusitaniae ATCC 42720 is the source of this 2220-nucleotide messenger RNA. Its product is annotated as cyclin-dependent serine/threonine protein kinase. The record is from RefSeq and is a predicted model, not a curated record. Gene Ontology annotation, molecular function: ATP binding; RNA polymerase II CTD heptapeptide repeat kinase activity; cyclin binding. NCBI's taxonomy places the organism in Eukaryota, Fungi, Ascomycota, Pichiomycetes, Serinales, Metschnikowiaceae. Gene Ontology annotation, biological process: protein phosphorylation; positive regulation of transcription elongation by RNA polymerase II. Gene Ontology annotation, cellular component: nucleus; cyclin/CDK positive transcription elongation factor complex.